UGGACGACUACUGUUUCAGACUGAUAGCAGCACCGCAGACCCUCAUCAUCAGACAGACACAGGGAGAGGACCCUGAUCCAAUCUUGGCAAAAAUGAGCUUGGCUCGGAUCCAUGAUAAACACAAGCUAAAGAAAUACUGGGAGGAGAAAAUCGAACGUCACAGCGAUAUAAUGGGGAGUGAGGAAUCCAGAAUGAAGAGCAGUGCUUUAUCAAAGCUGCGGGACGAGUGGCUCAGGAGGCUGAAGCUUCGGAACCAGCAGCUGGAGCGUUUCGAAGAGAAACACAUCAGGAGGGCCAAGAUGUCCCAACAGGCCUUCAAGAUACCCAGUCAAUGACUACUCGAAUCUACAUUCUAGAAUCUACAUCGUUCUAAGCCAUCUGACUGAGAUCAUGACAUGUAGAUUAGCCUGGCUGCCAUCUCUUGUUCAGAUACUACAUUCCACUCAUUGCAACUCCUGUCAUUUGCCAAAGACAAUCUUUGGCAAAUGACGGGAGUGACAAGGAGUGGAUUAUUAGCUAAAAAAAAAAGGCUGGUACUCAGACUAAUGAGGUAGGGUUAACGAGGACUAGCUUCUCCAUUUCAGAUGAUGACAUUACGACUAUAUAUUGAGGGGAAAUACUGUAACUGAAGUGAAGUUUACUUCUUGCGAGGGAGACGGUAUGGCAGAAAGUCAAAUGGUUGGGAUGUGGCCGAAUGAUUAGUUGCAGAGCCAUGCUGUACAGACUAUGAUUAGUUGCAGAGCCAUGCUGUACAGACUGUGAUUAGUUGCAGAGCCAUGCUGUACAGACUAUGAUUAGUUGCAGAGCCAUGCUGUACAGACUAUGAUUAGUUGCAGAGCCAUGCUGUACAGACUAUGAUUAGUUGCAGAGCCAUGCUGUACAGACUAUGAUUAGUUGCAGAGCCAUGCUGUACAGACUAUGAUUAGUUGCAGAGCCAUGCUGUACAGACUAUGAUUAGUUGCAGAGCCAUGCUGUACAGACUGUGAUUAGUUGCAGAGCCAUGCUGUACAGACUGUGAUUAGUUGCAGAGCCAUGCUGUACAGACUAUGAUUAGUUGCAGAGCCAUGCUGUAUAGACUGUGAUUAGUUGCAGAGCCAUGCUGUACAGACUGUGAUUAGUUGCAGAGCCAUGCUGUACAGACUGUGUCAUUAACACUAAUUUCGUAGUUUUGAGGCGACCAUCUGUUGUGCAGUUAAAUAAGUGCAGGGGAGUAUGUGAAGACUUGACUGUACAUCAGAGUGACAGUCGUGGUGACAGGUGGGGUAAUUAUUUGAUUUUUGUGUCGGAGGAAUGUACAACGUGAUCGGGAGGAAACAUGAUGGAGAUUGACAGAAUAUGGUAUGUUUUUUUUUCAAGAAAGAAAAGUAUGGAAAGUACAGAGAAAAAAUAGAAAUGUGUUAAUGUCCCAAUUUCCGAGCUUAAAUAUAGAUAGAAUUUGAUAAUGUUUAACAUAAUUUAUCUGCAACAUUAAAAGAGAGGGGAAAGCAUCUCUUCUGAGGCAUGUGAAAUGUAAAGA
This is a messenger RNA of Oncorhynchus masou masou (cherry salmon), 1516 nucleotides long. RefSeq names its product protein FAM240B-like. The transcript has 3 exons. The coding region runs from base 93 to 335 and encodes 80 amino acids. Lineage: Eukaryota; Metazoa; Chordata; Actinopteri; Salmoniformes; Salmonidae. The record is from RefSeq and is a predicted model, not a curated record.